AUGGACGCCUAUAGACAGUUGCCGGCUGGCUCUCACGCUCGUAGUUACGGGGAUCGCGAGACCCAACAAGCCUACGAUUUUCCCCUGCCUCUUAGAUACGCAAGCGCCGAUGGGACUUGUUUCAUCGAAGUCUUUCCUACAAUUGAAGGCACAUCUGAUCUCUUGAAGCCACUGAACUUGAAACAGGCGGUCCGAUACCUCAUUCACAAGUGCGUAGAGGGUGGAAACCCCGAGGGGGGGAUUGCGGAGAAGCUGGGACAGGCAAACCGUCUCUCGGUAUUCGUCCAGCGGUUCGAACCGAAUGUUGACUGCUUCAACGACGAAGGCAAACCUCCCUUCAACCAACAAUGCCUGCUCGACUUAAGCUAUAUGCCCGUCACGGAUACUGAGCAAGUCUUUGGGAAGAAGAACACACCCAACAUCGAUGUCGCUCUUCCCGUUCGAUUUGCAGAUUCAAGCGCUCAAUGCGUAAUAGACGUGAUAAUAGACGGACCGCCGGUGAGAGCCAUUUGGUAUGACAUUUGGGGCUCUGGUGUGAUGGUUGUGGCUAUGUGUGCAAGAUUUGGAAGGUCUGGCGUUUCGUCCGCUACAGCUGGCGAGUCAGAGCUUGCGAUCAGAGUCAUGUAUAAUGCCGCUGGAACUCUGCUGGAGGCUAUGACAUAG
Molecule: messenger RNA, 663 nt
Organism: Letharia lupina
Lineage: Eukaryota; Fungi; Ascomycota; Lecanoromycetes; Lecanorales; Parmeliaceae
Exons: 5
Coding region: 1-663 (220 amino acids)
Source: RefSeq, a predicted model, not a curated record